This is a messenger RNA of Macaca mulatta (Rhesus monkey), 1744 nucleotides long. RefSeq names its product Fanconi anemia group D2 protein. Gene Ontology annotation, molecular function: DNA polymerase binding. Lineage: Eukaryota; Metazoa; Chordata; Mammalia; Primates; Cercopithecidae. Gene Ontology annotation, biological process: mitotic intra-S DNA damage checkpoint signaling; interstrand cross-link repair; double-strand break repair involved in meiotic recombination. Gene Ontology annotation, cellular component: nucleus; condensed chromosome. The record is from RefSeq and is a predicted model, not a curated record.
AUGGAAGUUGGAGACCGGCUCGAGGGACGCAAGGCUGAGUGUGGGCUGGGACUGCAAGAACGGGCAAGGAUUGGGGCGUUGGGCCACGAACAUCAGCGGCGGCAAGACACAGCCGGCUUAGACUGGCGUGGGCGGCGCUCGUGCCGGCCGAGCUUCCGUCCCUUGCUACGCCCCACGCACGCACACGCGCUUCCAAGGCGCAAGAGGCGGUGCUCGCCUUAUGACCUACUGAUAGAGAAUACUUCACUCACUGUCCCAAUCUCCAGCCUCCGCCUUGACCCAAACUUCCUAUUGAAGGUCUGUUCGCCAGUGAUGGAUAAGUUGUCAUCUAUUAGAUUGGAGGAUUUACCUGUGACAAUAAAGACUGGGCUGUACCUACCCACUAGGAAUGAACAGAAAACCAUAGCUAAUAUUUACUUUCUGCAGGUAAUUUCUGAGCUUCGGGAGAAGUUGGAUCUGCAACAUUGUGUUUUGCCAUCACGGUUGCAGGCUUCCCAAGUAAAGUUGAAAAGUAAAGGACGAGCAAGUUCCUCAGGAAAUCAAGAAAGCAAUCAGAGCUGUGUUAUUCUCCUCUUUGAUGUAAUAAAGUCAGCUAUUAGAUAUGAGAAAACCAUUUCAGAAGCCUGGAUUAAGGCAAUUGAAAACACUGCCUCAGUGUCUGAACACAAGAUUUUUGACCUGGUGAUGCUUUUCAUCAUCUAUAGCAGCAAUACUCAGACAAAGAAGUAUAUUGAAAUGCUAAGAAAUAAGAUUCGAUCAGGCUGCAUUCAAGAACAGCUGCUCCAGAGUACAUUCUCUGUUCAUUACUUAGUUCUUAAGGGUAUGUGUUCAUCCAUUCUGUCGCUGGCUGAGAGUUUUCCUCACUCUCUAGACCAGAGUAUAAUUUCAUUUGGCAGUCUCCUAUACAAAUAUGCAUUUAAGUUUUUUGACACGUACUGCCAGCAGGAGGUGGUUGGUGCCUUAGUGACGCAUAUCUGCAGUGGGAAUAAAGCUGAAGUUGAUACUGCGUUAGAUGUCCUCCUAGAGUUGGUAGUGUUAAACCCGUCUGCUAUGAUGAUGAAUGCUGUCUUUGUAAAGGGCAUUUUAGAUUAUCUGGAUAACAUAUCUCCUCAGCAAAUACGAAAACUCUUCAAUGCUCUCAGCACACUGGCAUUUGGCAAACAGAAUGAAGCCAGCAGUCACAUCCAGGAUGACAUGCACUUGGUAAUAAGAAAGCAGCUCUCUAGCACCGUAUUCAAGUACAAACUCUUUGGGAUUUUUGGUGCUGUCAUCAUAGAUGGCAUCAUGGCAGCAGACAGAAGCGCAUCAUCUAGUUUGACCCAAGAGAGAGCCAACCUGAGCGAUGAGCAGUGCACACACGUGACCUCCUUGUUGCAGUUGGUUCAUUCCUGCAGUGAGCAGUCUCCUCAGGCCUCUGCACUUUACUGUGAUGAAUUUGCCAACCUGAUCCAACAAGAAAAGCUGGAUCCAAAAGCCCUGGAACGUGUUGGGCAUACCAUCUGCAGUGAUUUCCAGGAUGCCUUCGUAGUGGACUCCUGUGUUGUUCCGGAAGGUGACUUUCCAUUUCCUGUGAAAGCGCUGUACGGACUGGAAGAACACAACACUCAGGAUGGGAUCGCCAUCAACCCCCUGCCGCUGCUGUUUUCUCAGGACUUUGCAAAAGAUGGGGGUCCGGUGACUCCACAGGAAUCAGGCCAAAAGUCAGUAUAGUUUUUCUUUUCUAAACCUGUUAGUGUUUUGAAUG